Messenger RNA from Drosophila elegans, 2816 nucleotides. Its product is annotated as ATR-interacting protein mus304. Lineage: Eukaryota; Metazoa; Arthropoda; Insecta; Diptera; Drosophilidae. The transcript has 4 exons. Bases 127 to 2679 code for a protein of 850 amino acids. Gene Ontology annotation, biological process: DNA damage checkpoint signaling; DNA repair. The record is from RefSeq and is a predicted model, not a curated record.
CUAUUGCCAAUGGUGCCAUCGCUAAAUUGGCCGCCUGUUUUUAUAAACAAACCGGCAGAUCAUAUUAAAUCAUUUAUGGCCAGGAAACAGCGUUAAUAGGAAAAUUAGGGAAAAUCCGACGGAAAAAUGGCCUCCAAGCGAUUUGGUCCCAUGAAGGACUUUGCGCGGGCCAAGAAACCGCGCCUGGACGUCAGCGUGACCCGCGGAUCGUCGCGUCCCAGUCCGCCAAGGAAUAACUUUGAUGGCAUUUUCUGGGAUGACGAUGACGACGACGUAAUCCUGAUGGCCACCCAGCUGGCGGAGGCGGAAUUAGAAGCGGAGGAGCGCAAGAAGAAGGCGGACCCGGAGGUGGACAUCGCCCACACCGAGGUGACCUUCACCGAAUUUGCUCCCAUGGGCCAGGGCUCCACCAGCACCCAACAAAUGUUUCCGCCACCUCCGCCGCCGCCGUCUAAGAAGUCCACGUCUAUGGACAUGGAUGCCAUCUUCGGGGACGACGAUGACUUUGAUUUCCUGGCCGUGACCCUCAUCGAUACCGAGCCACAAAAGCCACCGGAAUGCAAGCCCAGCACGAGUAGAUCCAUUAGCACCACCAUCAGUGUUCAUCAAAAAACGUCCACAACCGCGAUGAAUGCCACGCAAUCCCGCCAGCAGGAGCACCAGAUCAAGUUUCUCAUGGAUCGCAUCGAAGCCCUCAAGCGGGAGAAGUCACAGCUGGAGAAGAAUCUGGGUGACAGCAACGAACGCAACGAGAUCAAAUCGGGAGAGGUGACCCUGCUCCGUGAUGAGCUGAAGCACGUUCGCCAGCAGCUGCAGGCCAGCAAAAUGGAGAAGCUGGCUUUAGCCGAUGAAACGAAUCGGGAUUGCAACAAAAAAGUGGCAGAAGCGGCCAAACAAAUAGCGGCCAAGGAUAUCGAGUUGAAGAUGAAGAACGCUGAGUACUCCAAGUUAAAGACUCAGCAAAGAGCCCAUGAAAAAAGUAUGAAUUCGAGCAUGAGCAUUGUACAGGCUGCUCCGGAUCACUUUGAAAAGCGGGCUUUACUUCGUCUGCAUAGGCUCAACAUACACAGAUCUGUGCCCAGACUAAGAAUCGAUAAUGCUUUUAGGUUUGAAUAUACCGAAGAUGAGGAUCAGGGUAAGAAGCGAAGAAGCCCCUUCGAGCUAGAGCUUAAGCCACUGCUGCUCCAUUACGCUCAGUUGCAGGUGCAGCCGGAAUCUCUGGAUAAUCUCAUCCCAAGCGUAGUGACUUCCGUCGGCAAGAUUUUUUCGGAGUUCGCCUCGUACGUACAAAAAUUGGAUUUUCCGCACAACUGCAUGUUAUAUCCGUACAAUCCCUACAACAUCGAGGAGGAACUUCCCCGCUUUUCCCUUUCUCAGCAGGCUGCUUUGUAUGAGAACGAAAAGGCUGUGCCGUUGCGUCGCUACAUUGCCACUUUGGCCUUGAUUUGCCGGCAAGAGGAGAGAAUUUCCAGCGCUAUUCUGGAGUGGAAACAAAAUGAUCUAGGGAUACUCGACAUAGCUAUUGAAGCUGUCAUAAAAGUGGGAUUUUCCUACGAGGUGAGCCGACAUUUCGGUUUGCUGGAAGCUUUGGCUUCCCUACUUAACAGUCUACUACAGGGAAAGGAUUUGCUUCAACAGAAUGAGGAUCUGCUCUUUAAUCUGCUUAAACAGCUAGUUUUUACGCGUCCCAAUCCUUGGGUUUUUGCUGAAGUGAGCUCCUGCCUUUUGAGGUGCCUUCGACACCCUCAACUGAUGGUUAAGAUGUGUGUAAAUAGUCACAAGGAGUGCUUUGUGUCGGAUCGCGUUCGCUCAGUUUAUCGAUUUGGUCCCGACUCCUGUUUACUUCAGGUCUAUUCGGGAUUACUCGAGCUAUGUUUCUUUAGUGAAACCCCUCUGAAAAAUGACCAGUUUCAGUUACUGCUUCAAAUCGGAGGAAAUCAUGUAAGAUUUGCAUUCGAGUGCUUUAAGAAUCCUCCGGACUUCAUAAUGGAAAUGCUGCCAUACUUUGCGGAUGAUGGCGAUGAGGACUCUGGCGAUGGCACUCUGAUGAAAGAGGGCGGAAAUUUCAGUUGCAGCACAACAGCAGCAGUUCAGGGAUCGAUCUCCAAUGGUUCCGCAUCAGCUUCCGCUUCGAACUCGAAUCUUAACUCAAAUUCCAACUCGAGUUCAUCGCAGCGCGGCAAGGAUUGCGAAUGUUAUGUGAAAUUGUGCCUCAGUGCAGUGACCAUCGUCUUCCAGGUGAUGCACCAGUGGAUGCUGCACGAAAGGAAAGCAGGCACUGAAGAGGUGGGUGAGAUUUCACGCAUCGCGGUCCACCUGCUGACCCUUGUGUUUCAUGAGUAUUACCUUACCUGCCUUUUUCGCGACUCCGAGGAGACGACAAAACACUACCUCAGCCUCAUUUGCAACUGGUGGAGCGAACAUGCAGAUUUACUUGGUUUUCAGCCAAUACAAUUGCGUUUGCUAAAACAGCUGGUUAAAGCCCACUUCAUGCUGAAACCUCUCCAUCAGGAGGCCAAUCGCAAUAACCCAGGCAACGACCUCUCCGAAUGGAAUCGCAUUGUCAAGAACGCGGAUGCCCAAAAGACAGUGAGUUCUGGACAAAAAUUCAAUCCUAGAAAACUGCUCGACAUCGACUUCUUUAGUGCCUUAAAACGGAAGGAGAGCACGUUUGAGUAGUUGUCAGUUGUUAUGUUAAUAUAUUUUAAGGGUGAUAAUCUAAUGUAAAUUUUAAAUACAAAUAAGUCUGUUAAAAAAAUAUUAAAAAGUUCAAGUGCAUAAACCAAUGAGGCUUUUAAGAACAAACCUUUGAAAGA